This is a messenger RNA of Phaeodactylum tricornutum CCAP 1055/1, 1029 nucleotides long. RefSeq lists its product with no specific name. The transcript is spliced from 3 exons. NCBI's taxonomy places the organism in Eukaryota, Bacillariophyta, Bacillariophyceae, Surirellales, Neidiaceae. The coding region runs from base 1 to 1029 and encodes 342 amino acids. The record is from RefSeq and is a predicted model, not a curated record. Gene Ontology annotation, cellular component: membrane.
AUGUCUCGAUCGCUUUUUUACGUUGAUUCUCACUGCCGGCAAAGUUGUCGCUUUUUUGAAGAUGGCAAAACAGUUUCAGCAUGUUGUACGGAGAACUGCGGGAACAAGAUAGAUGGCGGCAUCCAGGGAUUCUUCUAUUCCCUAGGAGCCUUUGUUGGUUCCAAGCCUCGUCAAACGAUUGGAAUGGCGAUUCUUUUCACGGUCGUUUGCGGAGCCGGUUUCGUGCGCUUCGAAACAGAAAGCCGCGGCGAAGAGCUCUGGGUUCCGCAAGAUACACGGGCCGAGCAAGAAACGCUCAUGUAUGAAUCCUAUUUUAACAGUUCUACUCGUUUUAAUACUAUGAUUGUUCAGGCUGCAAAUCCGGGGGGCGACGUUCUCACGAAGGAGAUCUUGUUGGAAUCAAUGCUCAUGCAUAGCGAAAUUGCCACAAAACAAGCUAAGCUGGACGGCAUUGACUAUGGGCUCUUGCAGCUGUGUUCUCUGGUCGAGCUUGACCAGCGCCUAACGGGUCUCUCAACAGUACCUCCUUUCAUUGCCGAGCCUGUUUCAGAAGAUGCGUACCGCAAUGUUAUGGCUGGCCUUUUCAACUUUUUGAGCACGUCGGGUUCGAAUGAUAUUGGCAACGUGACCCUAGGUGGUGAUAAUUGGCCGACUACAGAAGCCGAUUUUGUUGCCACGGUGGCGGCCUUUGCAAGCAGUUCGGGGCCCGGAUCAAUUUAUGAUCGUGAUGUUACCUUCUCGCAAGAUGGAUCGCAGAUUGAAGCGUUUCGUGUGGAGCUCGAAUAUGUUCGGCUGACUAAGGAGAACCGCGGAGAAUUGAUUGACGACGCUGCCCGCCAGAUUGACGCCAUGGAUAGUACCCGCGAUAUGGUCAAUAGUUGGGACGACCUACCGACCGCGUUCGCCUACUCUUCCAAGUUCAUCACGAUUGAGGGUUUUAAAAUUAUUCAACUUGAACUUUUCCAGAUCGUUGGGUUGGCAAUUGCAGCCGUCGGCGUGAUAGUUUGCUCACCGUUCCCAGUCCAAUGA